CUUGGGGGAAAACUUCCGUAACCUUAUGGACUCACAUACUCCGUACUAAUCUUACAAAUUCUUUUCAAUACGUGUCUAUCGACAUCUUCAGAGUCAUCUAGCAGGUCACGGUAUUAGGUCACAAUAUUUAGCUAAGUCAGUCGUAAGUCUGAGAUUGAGAUAUACAUUGAUAUACAUUCCCACCUGGGCACAAUUCUCAAUAUCCAAAAUAGAUUCCGAAGAUAACCGCAUCUCAGGUAACCAGGUACAUACAUAACUUAGCAUUCGUGUCCAGCGUGUCCAGUCUUUUUCUUGCCCCGCACAUCUUUAUACCUUGCGACCUCGAAUUUACCCUAUCACAAAUGGAUAUCGUCUCAAACUGCAUUGCAUAUGAACGUUGUGAUGAUCUGAAGGCGGGCUUUUCGUCAUCAUGAAGCUUCCUACUUAACGAGGAGCCCCAAGACAUGGAAGGGUGCUCUUCUUGUCUCAUCCUCAUGCAGUUUUGUAAUGUAGACUUGAUCUUUUGUCGCAUUUCACAUAAUCAUCUUCUGGAUCCCAAGUUCGAGCUUGUUCUUUUCUAUUCUCAACAUGGCACCAAACAGUUCUCAGUUUGGCGCAGAAGGCACUACUUCGUUGAAUAUAUCUGCGGACGGCUAUGAGAUACCUGAUAUUACCUUUCGUGAUCCUAAGAACCGGCAUCUUAAGGUUCUCACAAUUGGUGCAGGUUUUUCGGGGAUCAUGAUGGCUUACUAUAUUCAAAAGCAAUGCCAGAAGUAAGGUUUCCAGUGCAGAACAUCUAGUUACCCAAAAAAUCAGGGCUAAUUCAUGUAGUGUUGAGCAUGUGAUUUAUGAAAAGAAUCCUGACAUCGGUGGUACAUGGUAUGAAAACAGAUAUCCAGGCGCUGCCUGCGAUAUCCCUUCACAUGCGUACACAUUUCCUUUCGCUCUCAACCCUGACUGGCCAAAAUACGCCAGCGGAGCUCUAGAUAUCUGGAAUUAUCUGGACAAGGUUUGCGAUACUUUCGACCUUAGAAAAUACAUGACCUUCAACACUGAGAUAAUCGGUUGUUCUUGGGAUGAGGAGACUGGAAAAUGGUUUGUCAAGAUGAAGCAAACAUCAGAAUCCGGCGAGAAGGAAUUUGAGGAGACGUGCGACCUAUUACUGCAUGCAACAGGAAUAUUGAAUAAUUUUAAGUGGCCAGACAUUAAGGGAAUCCAAGACUUUAAAGGCAAAGUCAUUCGUACGUUAACUGUCACUCCCUUCAUUUAUUAAAUGAUCACUUAUAGGAGACAGAUACUGCUAGAUGGCCAAAUGACUAUCAACAAAAACAAUGGAAGAAUGAGUCUGUAGCAAUCAUUGGUUCCGGGUCUUCUUCCAUUCAGACAUUGCCUGCCAUGCAACCUCAUGUUAAACACAUUGAUGUUUAUGUACGUACACCUAUCUGGUUCACCUCGGUUGCCGGAAACGACGGGCGAGGGAAAGAGUACACUUUGGAGCAACGCGAGAAGUUCAAAAAUGAUUUGCCCGCGCUUGUUGAGCAUGCAAAAUAUUUAGAAAACCAGAUAAAUAAUCUUUGGGGUAUGUUUUUCAAGGACAGCGAGGCCCAGAAGGAAGUCCGAAAAUUUUUUGCUGCCCGAAUGGAAGAGUUUAUCAAGGACAAAAGACUCCUUAAUGGCUUUACUCCAAAAUUUUCUGUUGGAUGUCGGAGGAUGACCCCUGGUAAGAAUUCAGUGCCACCGCAGGUGCUAUCGCGCUAAUGGUAUAGGUGAUUCUUAUAUAACUGCAAUACAAGAGCCAAAUGUAGAUGUUCAUUUUUCUGCAGUUGAGGAGAUUACGCAAGACUCGGUUAUCGACAGUGAAGGUGAGGAGCGUAAGGUGGAUACAGUAAUUUGUGCCACGGGCUUCGACGUCUCAUAUCGCCCACGCUUCCAAAUAAUAGGUCAGAAUGGAGUUGAUCUUCGAGAAAAGUGGAAAAUAGUUCCCGAAUCAUACCUAGGUUAGUCGAAUAAAUUCCACCCUCCUGGAUCACAGAAGCAGAAGCUAACCGGUUCAUAGGUAUUACGGUGCCGGAGAUACCUAACUUCAUUACUUUCAUUGGACCAACGUGGCCUAUAUCGAAUGGGUCUGUUUUGGGACCUCUUGGCGGGGUAGCAAACUAUGCUAUAAAAUUCAUUAAGAAGAUGCAGAACGAGUUUAUCAAGUCUAUCGCUCCAAAGCAAGAUAUGACGGAUCUCUUCAAUGCUCAUACACAAGAAUUAAUGAAGCAAUUGGUUUGGACGUCAGGCUCAGGAUGUCGUUCCUGGUAUAAAAGUACAGCCUCAUGUCUAUAUGUUAAUCCCCAGUUACUAACUCGGAGAAGAUCACGAAACGGGACGCGUGAAUGCAAUUUGGCCUGGUAGUUCUCUGCAUUAUAUGCAGGUGAUUGAAAACCCAAGGUACGAAGAUUACAAUAUAACUUACCAGAAUAAACAUAACCCGUAAGUUAUCCUGAUGCUUUUCUACGCCUCAACGUGCUAGAUCGUUACUAACAUAGAUAUAGAUGGGCGUACCUUGGACUCGGCUUCACCAUCGAGAAUCGUACAGAGGGUGCUGACGUAUCACCCUACAUCAACGAAGAAGCUAUUGACCCAAAAUGGUUGGAAGUCAUGAAAGCUGAAGCACCUGGAGCAGACCGUGAUGUUCAUGGAUAGUUGUGUAAAAUGAAGGUAUAUAAAUACGUUUCACUAUUCAACACUGUUGUUCGUGUUUCAUUUUUAUAAUAAGGAAGCUAGUACCACCGGUACAAUACAGAACGAAACACUGUUCAAAGUUAAUGCUGACUACUUAGCUUCUGAUGAAUAGUGAGGAGUGGUAUUCGCUUAGCUUGUGGAUUUCCAACGAGGAGCUUCAAUUGAGGUUUUUUAAGGGUCAUUGUUCUUUCUAUCGACAAAUACGUAGUAUUAAAUCCAAUCUCUCGUUUUGAUAACCAGUCAACAUUAGACCAAUGAA
Molecule: messenger RNA, 2968 nt
Organism: Sclerotinia trifoliorum
Lineage: Eukaryota; Fungi; Ascomycota; Leotiomycetes; Helotiales; Sclerotiniaceae
Source: the annotation of a GenBank genome assembly